AUGCGUCCGAGCCUCACUAACACUACAAACUCGGUGCUACAAGCGCCUACUGAAGGACUUGGUGAUGAAACGGCGCAUUCGGAAACGAUGCCUUGGGACGCGUCCCAGUUCACCGCCUCGGACGACCGCGUCCGCGGUGGCAAGUCCCAAUCUUACCUGACCGUGCUCUCAGCACCGGCAUCAUCGGCGUCGUCGUCGUCCCAGGCCGAGUUCUCAGGCCACCUGGACAUCACGGCCCUGGGCGGCGCGGGGUUCGCCUCGCAGCGCACCGCCGACGGCGUGCCGGGCUGGGACCUCUCAAGCUACGACGCCCUCGUGCUGGACGUCGCGCGCGCUGAUGACCGCAGGUACACGCUCACCCUCAAGGACGAGGUGCUCCCCCGGCGGCCAGACGGGCGGGACCAGAGCAGCGUCAGCUGGGAGUACGACUUUGUCGUCGGGGCUGGGAAGGGCAGCACUUCUGCUGCUGGCGAUGGCGGUGGCAGCAAGGCUGACUCGACCCGGGUGGUGAUACCAUUUGGGGAGUUUAAGCCUACGUACCGUGGCAAGCCGAAGCCUGACGCCGAGCCGCUGGAUCUGAAGAACGUGAGGCGGAUGACUUUCAUGAUGAGGAGUUUCUUUGGUGACCAAGAGGGCGAUUUCUCCAUCGUCUUCAACUCGGUGGCCGUGGAGAAAACGGACAAAAAUCGAGACUGCUCGAUCGACUCGGUAGCCGCGGCGAAGCUCGCCCGAAACGAGCAGCAACAUGCGGGCAGCGGUGUUCCGAAGGGGAACAACCUCACGUCCUGGAUCGGGAGACUCUGCGGCUGGGGCAGGUGA
Messenger RNA from Diaporthe citri, 819 nucleotides. RefSeq lists its product as uncharacterized. The transcript is spliced from 3 exons. Bases 1 to 819 code for a protein of 272 amino acids. NCBI's taxonomy places the organism in Eukaryota, Fungi, Ascomycota, Sordariomycetes, Diaporthales, Diaporthaceae. The record is from RefSeq and is a predicted model, not a curated record. Gene Ontology annotation, biological process: NADH dehydrogenase complex assembly.